Molecule: messenger RNA, 6298 nt
Organism: Zootoca vivipara (common lizard)
Lineage: Eukaryota; Metazoa; Chordata; Lepidosauria; Squamata; Lacertidae
Source: RefSeq, a predicted model, not a curated record
CACCUCCCCCCCCCGCCUCUCUCAAGAAAGAUAAACUCAAUGGGGGCGUCUAUUUUUAACCUCGUGUUCUUUCCUUUUGGCAGAGCAAUCGGUGUUAGCUGAGCUCUUUUGCGGAAUGAAGCCAAGUACCCCUGUUCGUUGGCCUUUCGGAAUGACCAGCCGAUUCACACAGCUCCAGAGACGGAACCUUUUUGCAUGAAGCCCGGUUCUGCUACUACAGCAACAUCAUGUCAAGCAAUGGCAGUUCUGACGGCCCACCUUCCACGACAACCGUUAGUUCGGUUCUGGUUCAGGCUGGAGACUGCAAAAUCAUCAUAGCUAUAUUGAAGUGUGGUGAUUGGGUGCAGCUCCAGCUGGCUGAAUCAGUACCAAAUUUAUUAGAAAUCGGCAGCAAUCAAGAAGAGACCAAAAAGUUACUACAAGAUCAUGAACUUCUCCUGGCGAAGCUUAAGCCUUUGGAAGAACAAGUCUGGGACCUGUUACGCGAAGCGGACAAGACUGCAGCAGAAGCCAAAGAUAAAAGCCAGGUGUAUGAUGCUAUGGCAGAAACCAUGGGAGACGCAUGGGAUUCUCUUGUUAUUGUCCUGGAGAAGCGCAAGGCACUUUUGAAGCUGACUUCUGAUUUUUUUGAAAAUGCGCUGGAGUUUGCAAUCAAGAUCGACCAAGUUGAAGAUUUCCUGCAGAAUUCCCAAGAGUUUGAGAAUCCAGAAUCUCUGAGAGCAAUCCUGCAUCAGCAUGAACAACAUACAAGAGAUUUCACAAAUCAGAUUUCACGAACAGAGCUCUUAGAAAAGUCUCUGGUCCUCUUGAACAAAAGCCACGACCUUACCGAAUUCAUAGAGGAGUUCAAAUCUGACGGGCCGAAUGUGAACCCAGAAUUCGUUCACGGAGCCCACAGCAGCUGCACAAAAAUUGGCAGCCUCCUUGAAGUCCUGCAGGACAGGAGAAGGCAACUGGACAAAUACCUGAAGCUGCAGCGCCAAGGACUGGAGCAGGUUUUGCAAAUCUGCCAGUGGCAUCACCAGGAAAACCAGAUCACCUCUUCGUACAAGAAGAACAUAAAGGAUUAUUUUCAUAAGCAAAAGCUGGGGUCAUCUUUAAAAGAAAAUGAAGAAUUACUCCAGGAGCACAAGGAAAUGGAAAAUAAGGUUAAAGUAUGGAGCUCCAGUGUGGAAGAUCUGAAAUCAGAGGCUCUCAAGAUUCUGUUUUCAGAAGAGUAUGCUGAAAAAGAGCACCUGAAGCUUUCAAAUCAGAAAAUGAACCUGUUGCAACAGGAAGUGAACCGUUGUAUGGAAGAGCGGAAAGUGUUGUUGGAAGAAGCCAAUGAAUUCUUCACUGCAGCAGCGAAGGCGUGUGAUGCACUUAGAAAUGUAGAGGCCUCCCUUAAGCUUCUUAACUCUGAAGGCAUAAGCUCGCCUCUCUUGGCAAUAAAACAUGAGGAGCUGAAGAAAGAGAUUACAGAAGGAUCAGCUGAUGCCCUGCAGAAGGGACAAACCUUGCUUAGCAAAGGAGAUGCCCACAGUUCUUGGAUGACUGGUGUUCAGGAAAUGGUAAACUGCAUUAACAAAAGAGUAGAUGGACUGAUCAAACAGUGUCCUGCUUACAAGGAACUUGCCUCAGAAAAACAGCACUUAACCACCUCCUUAGACAAUUAUCUCAAGAAGGCCUCUACAAAGAUUAAGAACGUUGGUCCAAUAGUCUCAGCUGCAAUAAAUCCUGGAUCAUCUGUCCCUGAAUCAGAGAAAGUCCUGAACAAAUACUUAGAGCUUGCAAAUCAAACUAAGGAGAUGGCAACUGAACUGGAAUUAGCUGUGAGAAUUUUUAAAGAGAUGGAAGAACUGGAAACCACAGAAGUGGCAGUUUUCUCUAACAAAACUGACCUCUUGAAUGAAGAACUGACAACACUUAACAGAAAUAUUAGCUCAAAACUGGAAAUCCUGAAGCCGUAUGUAGCAUUUUUAAAGUCAUCCGAUGAGGUCGGAGGUGAUGCUCAGAGGCUGAAGGAAUUCUAUAUAAUGGAGGCCGUGCAAGAAGAUAGUGAAGCUAAAAAUGAGGCUUUGGUACAGUCUGCUGACGAUCAGUGGCAGAUGGUUUUAAAGAAGAUUCUUUCCACUCAAGACAUGGGACAUGACUUUCUAAAUUUAGUAAACAUGAUAAACGAGAAUCUAAUACUCAAUGUGGGAAGUGUUGUGCAAGUAACUGAACAUACUAUUGAUAUUCUGAACAAAGAGAAGGAAGAAUUGACACAGCUGUGGGCAACGUGGAAACUUAAUAUGAAUCAAGUAAAAUCCAUCAAGCAGCAGUGUGGGAAAUUUAAUGAACAAUUUAAAACAACUACCCAAAGCUUAAGCAUUCUUCAAGAGGCACUCAGGUCUACAACAGCACUUGAUCUUGGGAGUAACCUCUCAGUACUUAUAGAACUGCAAAAUAAAUUUAACCAUAUGAAGCCACGGUUUCAGCAACUCAAUGCUGAGGUGGAAUAUACAUUAAAGUUAUCAGAGCAGCUGAGCUUGAAAGGAGUGCCUGAUAUGGAAAAGUCUGAGAAAGUAAGUGAGCUUAUUCAUCUCCAUAAGGAGAUAAAGGAAAAGAUGGCAGAAUAUGAUGACAUUUUCAACAAGACUAUCAAGUUCCAUCAUGUCAAAGAGGAACUCGAAGGCCUCAUACAAUCAGGAGGACUGAAGAUCCCUGAAGUGAAAGAUGUGCCCAGCGACACUCCAUAUGCUAAGAUUCACUUGAAUAAUGCUCAGGAGAAGCACGCACAUAUCAGGCACCUGUACAAAUUGGCGCUCACUCUUGGAAUGGAUAUAAUUUCAGCAGUGCAACAUCCUAAUUCCUUUAAUGUUUCUGUAAAGAACCUGCGGCAGCAGCUCAACACCCUUGAGUCUGACAGCGUGAACUGGGAUUCCAAAGCUGAAAAGUAUGAGGAAGAUUUGUCGCACAUCCUCUACUUCUGCACCACAAAAGACGAGAUACGUGAGCUCAGAGAAUCAUUUAAAGACCUCAAAAAGAAAUUCAAUAACAUGAAAUUCAACUAUAGCAAGAAAACUGAAAAAGCGCGAAAUCUGAAGACUCUUAGAAUUCAGAUUCAGCAAGUUGAUGCGUAUUCUGAAAAAAUGCAGGUACUGAGAAAGAAGACCGAUAAUCUAAAGAAGAAAAUCUUAGAUUCCUUAGCAACUCAGCCUAGUGAUAAAGCCGAGAUACUCUCUGGCUCAAUCAACGAAUUAGAAAAACAGCUGAGUGUAUUUGGCAAGAUUAUGGAGGAUUACAAACAGAAUUUAGAUCUGAUGGAGCGCCUGCAGCAGAUGAUGGAAGAGUGUCUGUUUUGGUGUGAAGAAGCAAGUGCUACAGUAGUCAGGGUUGAAAAAUAUUCAUCAGAGUGUAAGACGAGGGAGGCAGUAGAAACACUUUACAAGCAAUUCAACAAGUUUGUUGAGCCAAUAGUCCCUCAGCAAGAGGAAAGAAUUCAACAGAUUACAAACCUCGCUAAAGAUUUAUAUGGUAAUGAAGAUGGAAAGAAAUACAUUGAGAAAAUAGCAGCGAAACACAAAGAAGUUCUUGAUUCUAUCAGUGAACUGUGUAGCUCCUUAACAGAACUUGAAGACAAGCUUGGGGAAGACUCACUAAAGGGAAAAGCACAAAAUUUUGAGGAUGAGCAAGAAGCAGAACAGAAACAGGUGACAAACAAGGAAAAUCUAAAAGAAAAGACAAAUGAGCUAAAACAGCAGAUGGAGAUGAGCACAUUAGCAGAAAGCCCAGUUGCAACUAAGACCGUGAAUACUGUUGCCUCUGCCAACACUAGAAAGGAAGAGACGAUAUUGGCUGAUAUUUCAGUUGUCUGCUCAGCUGGUGAGGAUUCUGUUUCACGAGACACAGAUCUCCUCUUGUCUUCUGCCAAAGAGGAUAGCUUUCAGGCCGAGCUGUUGGCAGAAGAAGUGCCCUCUGGAGAUGAAUAUGAGUGUAUAUCUCCUGAUGAUAUCUCUCUGCCACCGCUUUCUGAGACACCAGAGUCCAACCUUCUGCAUUCUGAAACAGAGCUAGAAGAGCCAUCUUGCUGUAGCUCACGUAGCCUGCAUGUCAGCUCCUAUAGCGUGCAAAUGCAGAUAAAUGCUGGCGGCAAAAGAAUGACGGAUGAAUGCGAUCCUUUAACCUCCGUUGCUUACGCUGACAUGCCUGGUCACAAAAAGGAACACACGUCAGAUCAGCCAUGGAGAUUUUCUUCCUCUACCCUAAGCUACCACUCAAAACACAAAGCAGAGUCCCCUUUUGCUCACAGUCCACCAGAAAUGCCCGAGGCCAGCCCCCUCACAUGCAUGCUCAAGGCAGAGCCUACCUAUUGCAUGAUGAGUGAAGUGUGUGAGACCCGUUUGCAACGCCACGAGGUCCACAGAAGCAUGACAGAAGCACAGGGACAAUUGCAUGACGGAAAUAACUUCACUAAAAGCCAAGAUAGGCUGCAUGCUUCACCCAACGCAUUCUCAGAUCUCCUGUUUCAAUCAGACACCACCAGAAGCUGCCAGAGGCAGAUGGUCACCCGAGAAGAGAUUAAAAGUAUAUCUGAAAAGAACAGCAUGGUCAGCCUUUGUGGACAGGCGCCUAACUUCUCCAAGCUUCUGUCUAAUGUAACUGUCAUGGAAGGUUCUCCGGUGACUUUGGAAGUAGAAGUAACAGGAUUCCCAGAGCCAACACUGACCUGGUACAAGAAGGGCCAGAAAGUGACUGGAGAUGAGCACUUAAAAAUCUCACACAAGGACACAAAGUAUGCUUUGUUCAUUGAGAAGGUGUGUGACACAGACGCUGGCCUCUAUGUGGUCCGGGCUAAAAAUUCUAGUGGCACGGUCUCCUCAAGUGCCAUCCUCCAGGUGCAAGGUAACAAGCCACCUAUAAAAAGAAUAGACUGGAUAAUCAUCUGUGCCCUCUACUUGGUUGUUUCACUUGCGUACUGGCUGUUCACUUAACGCAGCAACACACCAGCAUCACAAGACUUUAACUUUCACACUUGGAGACGACAGCAAAUGGCCGCCUUUCGCUGCACCUCACAUCCCUUUCACCCCCUUUGGUUAUGAGUCACUUUGAAUAUAGUGCUUCUGCUGAUAUUAAUAUCACAGCUACACUGGUUGUCAUUAUUCAUUCAUUACUAUAUCAUUGUUACUUGGGGGUGGGGGAAGAGAUUUGUAAAGACACAUAGUAGGUUUUUGUGCUUUAGAACUCAACACAAGCAAUAAAAAAAGAGAAAUGUAUUAUUUAUGGGUUACAAUUGGAUUGCAGACAUCCACUUCAAUUUAUCUCCUGUUUUUUAAUAAUAAUAAUAAUAAUAAUAAUAAUAAUAAUAAUAAUAAUAAUAAUAAUACUGUGAAUGUUUUAAUGAAAAUGCACCAAGGUUUCAUACACUUAGAAUAUUUAUAGCCUAAUCCAAAGGGCUUUACUCCCAUUGUCUCAAUCUGUGCAACAACUCUGCAAGGUAGGACAGUAUUUUUAUUAUCCCCAUGUUGCAAGCUGUGCUGGGUGAGACUGGAAGAAUAGUGGUUUGCUCAAGACCCAUGUAGAAGCCUUUGAACAGAGGAUUUCUAGCUUGCAGCUCAGACACUUAAGACAAUGCACAAUGCUAGGUUUUGCCAAUUUCAGAUUGUAUGUCAACUUGUCAAAGUGAGAAGAUACGAAAAUAGUUGUUGCAUUAAUUAUUUUAAUUCACUCUUGAAUAUUUUCAAAUAGAACAAGAAAUUCAGAAUGAUGUUUAAAAGGAGGAGAAAUGCUUGUGGGUGAUGUGGUGUAGGUAGUUUAAAACAUGAUAAAAUACAAAGCAAAUAAAAUGUUGAUGAGUAUGCCCUUGCUAAAGUAAUAAGGAAGGAGUAAUACUUUUUAAAGCAAGUUAAGAGUCUUAGAAGGAAUUUGAUUGGAAAUUGCAUUUCUUUUAUUUUUAAAUGUGGGAGCCAGAGCAACACUGUAUUAUUAGAAUUUCUUGCCUUGAAGGAUGUAAUAUCUUUGAUUCAUAGAAUAAUAUAUUGCCAGUUUUGACAAAGGUAAGGGGAGGGGAAUGAUGCUAUUUAAAGGGAGAGUUCACUUGUACAUUUUCACCAAAUUCAAAUGACAUGUUGAUCAUCGUUAAUUCCUUCCGUUUCCUACGAAGAGGAGACAUACAUAUAUGGUAUCUAUGUGGUUUAAAAAAUCAUUGAUAAAUAUUAGUGUAACUUUUUUUUCUUGGAGAAUAACUUUCUUCUUUCUUAUAAUGACUGCUUUGAGGGAAAUUAAUAUUUUUAAAGAAAUCCAAUCUCUUAAAAGAAAAUUACAAUACGAAAAUAAA